Messenger RNA from Angiostrongylus costaricensis, 756 nucleotides. The record is from the annotation of a GenBank genome assembly. NCBI's taxonomy places the organism in Eukaryota, Metazoa, Nematoda, Chromadorea, Rhabditida, Metastrongylidae.
AUGAUACUCCAAUUGACGCCAGGUGAUUCAAAGUGUCGUUUGUAUUGUAAAGGGCCGGCUUGCUUGUACUGCAAUGUGUACCAUGGAGAGAGUGCCAUUCCAGGUCUUUAUUCAACAUGGAUCACAGACAAUAUUCUCGCAAUGGCCAGACCACAGGCAGUGCACUUUGAAAAUGAUAAGAUAAUUCAGCUGUUUAAAAGGAAUAAUAUUAGAGCUGUCUUCAAUCUCCAAGAAGCUGGAGAGCACUCAUUCUGUGGCACGGGAAAUCUCACAGGUGGCUUCAGCUAUGAUCCUGAAUGUUUGAUGAAAAAUGAAAUAUUCUUCUACAACUUUCCUCUGCAUGACUUUGAAGCUUGCACUGCGGAACGAUUAGUAGACAUUGUUACUGUGAUGGCAGACGAAUUGAAGAGAGGUAAAAUCGCCGUCCACUGUCAUGCCGGUCACGGAAGGACGGGUAUGGUGAUCGCUGCAUGUUUGAUGCUGAUUAAAGGAGUACCACCCGAGCAGGCUGUGCAGCUUGUUAGACAAAAACGGGCAAAUUGCGUGCAGAGCUCAACUCAAGUUCGCGCUCUUCGUGAAUUUCAUAGUUUGUUCAGGAGGAAUGCUUUAGUGCUACCUGAUUCACCAUUCCUCUCGACUUCCCUUUACACGGAAUUCAUUAGUAGAAUAAUGAGAAUUUCAUUAAACGAUCGACGAUAUUGUGUUCCUUUUGAGGUGCACAGCUCUAUUGUUGUUCUGAAAUUUAGGCCUUCAUAA